Perognathus longimembris pacificus (Pacific pocket mouse) is the source of this 1499-nucleotide messenger RNA. It is a transcript of the gene Qtrt2, whose product is annotated as queuine tRNA-ribosyltransferase accessory subunit 2. The transcript is spliced from 9 exons. Bases 131 to 1378 code for a protein of 415 amino acids. The record is from RefSeq and is a predicted model, not a curated record. NCBI's taxonomy places the organism in Eukaryota, Metazoa, Chordata, Mammalia, Rodentia, Heteromyidae. Gene Ontology annotation, molecular function: tRNA-guanosine(34) queuine transglycosylase activity.
GAGGCGGUGGUUUAGCUGGCCGAGGAUUCCGCUAACCUGACACGUGUUAGUCAACUGUGAGGGGGAGUUGUAAGAUUGGGAAAAGCAAAACGAGCCUGAAAGUUUACAGGACCUGGACGAUUCCCUAAGGAUGAAGCUGAAUCUUACCAAGGUUGUUAAUGGCUGUCGUCUAGGGAACAUAAAAAACCUGGGCAAAGCAGGCAACUGCAGCAUUGACAUUCCAGGCUGCCUUCUGUAUACCAGGACUGGCUCUGCCCCACACCUGACACAUCAUACACUGAAGAAUAUCCAUGGGGUUCCAGCUAUGGCUCAGCUCACGCUGUCCUCUCUAGCAGAGCAUCAUGAAGUCUUGGCAGAAUAUAAGAAAGGAGUUGGAAACUUUAUAGGCAUGCCAGAGUCACUUCUAUACUGCUCUCUGCAUGAUCCAGUCAGCCCCUGCCCACCUGGUUAUGUGACAAACAAGUCAGUGUCUGUCUGGGGUGUAGGAGGACGAGUGGAAAUGACCGUUUCCAAGUUCAUGGAAAUUCAGCAGGCCCUUCAACCGGACUGGUUCCAGUGCCUCUCAGAUGGAGAGGCAUCUUGUGAAAAAUCAACGUCCAUAAAAAGGGCUAGAAAGGCUGUGGACCGGUCACUUUUAUUUCUGGACAACUGCCUGCGGCUACAGGAAGAGUCAGAGGUCCUUCAGAAAAGUGUGAUCAUUGGAGUGAUUGAAGGAGGAGAUGUGAUGGAGGAGAGGCUGAGGUCGGCACGAGAGACAGCCAAGAGGCCUGUAGGAGGUUUUCUUUUAGAUGGCUUUCAAGGGAAUCUAAUGACCCUGGAGACCAGACUACACAUGCUGUCAUCUGUCACUGCGGAGCUACCAGAGGACAAACCCAGGCUCAUCUGUGGGGUUAGCCGGCCAGAUGAGGUACUGGAGUGUAUUGAAAGAGGAGUGGACUUAUUUGAGAGUUUUUUCCCUUAUCAAGUGACAGAGAGAGGGUGUGCCUUGACUUUCAGCUUUGAUUACCAGCUGAAUCCUGAGGAGACAAUAUUACAACAAAAUGGGAUAAAAGAAGAAAUAAAGUGCAUGGAUCAAGUAAAGAAAACUGAAACAACUGGUUACAACCAAGAAAUGACAUCAUUUGAAAUUAAUCUGAAGGAAAAAAAGUAUCAAGAAGACUUCAACUCAGUGGUAAGCGGGUGUUCUUGCUACUGCUGUAAGAAUUACACUCGUGCAUACAUCCACCAUCUGCUGGUGACCAAUGAGCUCCUGGCGGGGGUCCUGCUUAUGAUGCACAACUUUGAACACUACUUUGGAUUUUUCUGCUCUAUCCGAGAAGCACUGAAAAGUGGUAGCCUGACACAGUUGAAAGAACUCAUCUAUAGGCAAGCAUUAUGAGAUCUGGCAAAUACACAUCUGACCUCCCAUGGGACUCAUACCAUUAACAUCCAAAGAAGUGAAGAAGAAAUGAUGUUUGUCUUAAACAUUUAUACUUGGGAAUAAAAUAAGCUGGAAGGAA